AUGAAGGCUUCUGUCCAAAUUUUCACCUUGAGCGCCAUGUCCUGUCUGUCCACAUUGCAAGUCAAUGCACACUUAACCAUGGUCAGCAUGAUUGGCGAAACCAACGGAUACAGGGGUACAUCAUUUGGCGAGAUGGAAGGAGUCCCUCGAAACGGCACAGCUCGUUUCCCAUUCCAAGCCGAUAGCGGUGUCAUUCGUCAGGGUGAUAUCGACAAGGGAAUGGCAAGUGUAUGUGGGCGUACUUUGAUGGGCCCAAUCGACAUGAAGGCCUCCUUCCAAAAGGCCGAGCUUGAAGGUUUACCCGACCUGGCUCCCGGAGGUCGGAUCAUCAUCACAACUCACCAGAUCAAUGCUGAUGGCGGUGGACCCUACACAUGUGCCGUUGACUUGGGAGCAACCGGAGAGAGAUUCAUUCAAAUUCCUAUUGAAGUCAAUAUUCCUGGUGCCAAUGGACGGUCUGAUGCCCGAGCUAUAGAUCUCCCCCUUGUGGCGAAGAUGCCCAAAAAUCUGAUCUGCACCGGUGGUACCGAUAAACAAACCUGUUUGAUUAGAUGCAUGAACGGAGCCAAAGCCGGUCCUUUCGGAGGCUGUCUAGCUUUUACCCAAAAGCCAGGAGCCGCUGAGAACGCGAAUCCCCUUCCGGCCGAUGCCGAUUUCUUCAGCCCAGCACUCGAAGCUCUAAAACAGAAAGCACAAAACGAACAAAUAACGAUCAUGCCGAUUGCCAAGAAGGUCAUACCUUUGAACCUGACGCCGAACAGGAGAUCACUCAGCCAGCGUCAAACCCAGACCCCUCAACUGAUGGUGUACCCUCCAGCAGGUCCUCGGAUAACCCCCACGACAACUGGAACCAUAGCCGCACCAAGCACGUUUGGAACCGACCUCGAGGGAGCCGGUGUGAACAACAACAACGGCGGGAAUGGAUACACAAACAAUACCAAGCCACCAGCUACCCCAGCGCCUGCAACUCCCCCCGUAGCUAAGGGCAAAGCAAACAAGCGAUUCAUUAAAAGAGACUCCUAUGUGGCCGCCAAGUCAGCUACUGUAGAAGGAACCUUGCAAGAAAUUGUCACCGGUCCUCUUGGUCAAGCUGAUUCACCCAAGUUAAUUCAGAAGUCAAAAGACCUCAAGUUCCCCGGUCCUCAAUAUGUCUUGCAAAUGUCUGAAUAA
Puccinia triticina is the source of this 1170-nucleotide messenger RNA. RefSeq lists its product as uncharacterized. NCBI's taxonomy places the organism in Eukaryota, Fungi, Basidiomycota, Pucciniomycetes, Pucciniales, Pucciniaceae. The transcript has 10 exons. The coding region runs from base 1 to 1170 and encodes 389 amino acids. The record is from RefSeq and is a predicted model, not a curated record.